AUGGGUGUCGAAGAUCAGCAAGAAGAGAGGGAAGUCCUCGAGUCGAUCUUCCCAGACGAAAUCACGGAUGUUUCCGAGACAGAAUUCCGAGUCGCGAUAGUCCUCGAGGUCACACCAGGCGAGGAAGAUGCAAAGGACCUCGAAGGACCAACAAUAAUCCUCAAUGUGCAAUACCCGCCCGCCUACCCCGACGAAGCGCCCCGCCUCGACAUAACACAGCCCCCGAAUGCGCCGAAGCACCCGUAUCUGGACAUUCAAGAUGAUAAACAGCGGUUGUUGGACUCGCUGUCAGACACGAUUGAAGAAAGCUUGGGCAUGGCCAUGGUAUUCACGCUGGUGACGGUGCUCAAGGACUCGGCGGAGCUGCUGAUCAGCGAGCGCCAGAACGCAAAGCAGGCGCUCGCAGACAUGGAGGCUGCGAAGGCAGAGGAAGAAGAGAACCGCAAGUUCCAGGGCCAGGUGGUGACGCGCGAGUCCUUCCUCAAGUGGAGCGCGGAGUUCAAGGCUGAGAUGGACGAGAAGAAGCGCGUGGCGGAGGAGGAGAAGGAGGCCGAGGAUAAGAAGAAGCGCGUGGCCAAGGAGGAGAAGAAACUCACAGGGAAAGAGCUGUGGCAGCAGGGUCUUGUGGGCAAGGGUGACGACGAGGAUGAGGGUGAUGAUCUACAGGCCUUGAAGGACCUGAACGUCUCUGCGACGUGAGGUAGUCGCAGGCGUAUAUACCCCUUUGCCAAACA
Messenger RNA from Boeremia exigua, 734 nucleotides. RefSeq names its product RWD domain-containing protein. The transcript is spliced from 3 exons. Lineage: Eukaryota; Fungi; Ascomycota; Dothideomycetes; Pleosporales; Didymellaceae. The record is from RefSeq and is a predicted model, not a curated record. Gene Ontology annotation, molecular function: protein binding. Bases 1 to 699 code for a protein of 232 amino acids. Gene Ontology annotation, biological process: cytoplasmic translation.